GGGUCAUGCUACUUCAUUCUGACCAAUCGUCGACUUGCAGGGCUACAGUCGCCAUUGCUCACUUGGCCUAUUUUGGUAACCGUAACAGUUCCAGACUCGCCGGUCCCACGAAACGAUCACCUAUUGACAUUUCGUAUUAGCGAUUGAUGGAAGACACUAAACAUCACGAACGUCUUCCUACUUUGGUAAUGAUAGCAGUUGACGAUGCAAAUGAAUGAGGCCAAAGGCGAAUAUUAAACCAGAUUCCACUCAAGCCGUCGACUAUUCCACCCCCCAAGCGUCCCACUCUCUCCGCAGUCCCAAUUAAUAGGCGAAUUAUCUCGGGAAACUAUUAGUAAAUCGUCCUCGUCACCAACCGACUGGGACCGAUCUUCUCGAUCUGGAUCUUGGUACCGUUUAUCUCGACGAAAGGUGAGUCGAUAUUAUUGUUGACAUCGUGCCACUUCGCGAUUGAGAAUUGCGAUUUCGCAACCAGGACAGGUUGUCGGUAUAUAUGAUCAUUUAUUUAAGAGAUCAAUCUGGGUGUUAGUUUCGGCUGUAAGCGAUUAGAAGCUGCGAGAGAGAAUCCAAAGAACAUUUGAGGGCAAGAUGGCUACGUCUCGCGCAAACAUGAAAAUCGUCGUUGUCGGCGGAGCCGGCACGAUGGGUUCUUCGACCGCUCUGCAUCUUGUACGAUCCGGUUAUACCCCAUCCAAUAUCACCGUUCUCGAUACAUAUCCCAUCCCUUCGGCGCAGUCUGCCGGGAACGAUCUUAAUAAGAUCAUGGGGAUUCAAAUACGAAAUAAGGCCGAUUUGAGGCUAAGUACGGAGGCAAGAGAUAUGUGGAAGAGUGACGAACUGUUUAAACCGUUCUUUCACAACACAGGCAGACUCGAUUGUGAAGGAUCCGAAAAGGGCAUUGCCAAUCUUCGAAAAAAACAUCAGAACCUCGUUGAUAUCGGCAUUGGUCUAGAGGAGACUAAUGAAUGGCUGGAUAACGAAGAUGCAAUUUUAGCAAAGGCGCCAUUAUUGUCACGGGAUCAAAUAAAAGGCUGGAAAGCUAUAUUCUGCCAUGAUGGCGGGUGGCUAGCUGCGGGCAAGGCGAUCAAUGCCGUUGGAGAAGAAUUGAGCAAGCGGGGAGUCAAAUUUGGAUUCGGAGGUUCCGGAUCCUUCAAACAGCCCCUUUUCGCAGAUGAUGGUGUCACGACCAUCGGUGUUGAAACGGUGGACGGGACAAAGUACUAUGCCGACAAGGUAGUUCUCGCCGCGGGAGCUUGGAGUCCUACGUUAGUAGAUUUAGAAGAUCAAUGCUGUUCUAAGGCAUGGGUAUAUGCCAUGAUACAGCUAUCGCCGGAGGAAGCUGCCGAGUAUAAAGACUCGCCUGUCGUGUACAACGGAGACAUCGGUUUCUUCUUCGAGCCUAACGAAGAUGGGAUAAUCAAAGUCUGCGACGAAUUCCCAGGCUUUACCCGCUUCACUCAACAUCAGCCAUAUGGAGCUGACCAACCCAAGCACAUAUCCGUACCUCGAUCUCACGCCAAGCACCCUACAGACACAUACCCUGAUGCGUCAGAGAAAUCCAUCCGUAGGGCUAUCGCGACGUUUCUCCCGCGCUUCACGGAAAAGGAGCUGUUCAACCGAGCAAUGUGCUGGUGCACGGAUACUGCGGACGGAGCACUGCUUAUAUGCGAGCAUCCAAAAUGGAAAAACUUCAUUCUCGCCACGGGCGACAGCGGACACACCUUCAAACUGCUACCUAAUAUCGGAAAAUACGUAGUAGAAUUAAUAGAGGGUACUCUGGCCGAAGACCUAGCAGAUACUUGGAAAUGGCGACCAGGAGGCGAUGCUCUAAAGUCGAGGCGCGAGGCGCCUGCUAAGGAUCUUGCAGAUAUGACUGGAUGGAAUCACGAUAUGUGAUAGCGGAUGCAAGAUUCCGAUAUAGUCGUCGUGCGACCUUGGCGUCGCCAGGUUCGUGUACGUCGAACAAACCUGGGAAGGCUUCAUCGCAUGUCAAAAUAGUCUAGGGAAAGGUACCUACCUAGGUACUUAUUUAAUUACCUAUGCCCCGAAAACAGUUUACUUACUACGAUUAAUUGAACUAUAGUAAUUGCGA
This is a messenger RNA of Annulohypoxylon maeteangense, 2092 nucleotides long. RefSeq names its product fructosyl amino acid oxidase. Gene Ontology annotation, molecular function: sarcosine oxidase activity; flavin adenine dinucleotide binding; saccharopine oxidase activity. Lineage: Eukaryota; Fungi; Ascomycota; Sordariomycetes; Xylariales; Hypoxylaceae. The transcript has 8 exons. The record is from RefSeq and is a predicted model, not a curated record. Bases 589 to 1896 code for a protein of 435 amino acids.